Molecule: messenger RNA, 567 nt
Organism: Gongylonema pulchrum
Lineage: Eukaryota; Metazoa; Nematoda; Chromadorea; Rhabditida; Gongylonematidae
Source: the annotation of a GenBank genome assembly
AUGGCGUUAACAUAUUUCAUCAGUGUUAGCACUUUCUCGAUAUGCUCUCUUCAUCCGGACAUUGUGGCACAUCUGCUUUCUGACCAUGGUGCAAUAGUACUGGCGGAAUGUUUAGCGGAUAAUAAAGUGAUGGUGCGCUUGGAUUUACGUGACAAUGUGCAGAUCGGUUCAGCUGGCUUGCUGGCGCUUCAUUUAGCAAUGAAAAUGAACACCUCAAUUACACUUCUCAAUCUUGACACAUCGGUUAAGGAAUAUCAGGAGCAGUUUAAGGUAUAUUACGAAGAAAUCAAGAUGUUUUGCGAGCGAAACAAACAAAUCGCGCUGAAGAAGCUUUCCGUUCAAACAACUGUUCAGGAAAGCUCAGUUGCGAACACUGAGGUUUCUGGCGAUGAAAAGAAGGAGGAAACACGAAAUGUGGAACUGGAAAAAGAGACGGAAAAUACGGAAGAAGAGGAAUCUGAGCAGAAAGAAUUCGUUGGAAUCGAAGCAGCCUCGAAGAAGAGUACAGUUUGGAUGCUGAGUCGUUCAACAUCUUUAACAUGCUCCGAAACCGUCGACGAUAUUCCA